Molecule: messenger RNA, 1508 nt
Organism: Sardina pilchardus (European sardine)
Lineage: Eukaryota; Metazoa; Chordata; Actinopteri; Clupeiformes; Clupeidae
Product: dnaJ homolog subfamily C member 9-like
Exons: 6
Coding region: 144-917 (257 amino acids)
Cellular component (GO): cytoplasm; nucleus
Molecular function (GO): heat shock protein binding
Source: RefSeq, a predicted model, not a curated record
CCAAAUUUUGUAGGGUUGACGGAAAGAACUGCUGGCUCGGUAAACGAGCUCUGAUAAAAUCUUAGUAGGACGGCUGUGUUAACUCUUGUGAUAGCAACUGUCUGGUGUGUUUUUGUUCCUAACCCCUAGCUCGAACUCGAACCAUGGGUUUGCUGGAACGCUGCGAGGAGCUGUUCAAGACCUCAAACCUGUAUGAGGUCCUCGGCAUCACCAAAGAGGCGUCGGACGGAGACGUGCGUCGCGGAUACUACAAACUGUCCCUUCAGGUUCACCCUGACCGGGCACAAGGCGAUGAACUGGCGACCGAGAAGUUUCAGGCGUUGGGAAAAGUGUAUGAAGUGCUGAAAGACAAAGACCAACGAGCCAUCUAUGACGAGCAGGGGACAGUUGAUGAAGAAUCCGACUGCGUGAACCAAGACCGUGACUGGGAAGAGUACUGGAGAUUGUUGUUUCCCAAGAUCAGCCUGGACGACAUCCUCCAGUUUGAGAAGAAGUACAAGGACACGGCGGAGGAGAAGGAGGACCUGAGCCGGCUGUACAUGCAGUACGAGGGCGACAUGGACCGCAUCAUGGGCGCCGCGCUGUUCGCCGAGGACGAGGAGGAGCCGCGCAUCAGGGCCGUCCUGCAGGGCCUCGUGGACGCGGAGGAGCUGCCCGCCUACAGGAGCUUCACACACGAGAGCGCCAAGAAGAGGAGCAACCGCAAGCGCAGGGCUGAUAAAGAGAGGAAGGAGGCUGAAGAGAUGCAGAAAGAGAUGGGCAUUAGCAGCAAUGACAGUCUGGAGGCUCUCAUCAAGCGGAGGCAGAAGUCCAGCGAGCACGGUUUCAACUCGCUCAUCGCCGGCCUGGAGGCCAAGUACUGCCAGAGCGGGAGCAAAGGAUCCAAAGGAGCGGCCAAGAAGAAGGGCAAGAAGUGACCGCACGUGACCGCACGUGACCGCCGCGCCCGGGCGUUAGCAGAGGCCACCUGGCGCCCUCACUCCAGCAGGCUGGGACAACUCUGAGAAAUAACGUUGACUGUUAUUUUGACAUUAAACUCCAGAGGACAGGAAGUGAGGUCGGUGGAGGCUUGGCUGCUGGUUUUGGUGGGGCAGUCGAGCACUUACACUAGAACUAACAAGUCUGCCUUUAAUGAGAGCUCCUGUGGACAGUAGGCCCCCUCAGUCAUAUGGGGUCUUAGACCAGGCCCGUGUACAGGUUUAUGAUUUCACGUUGUACAUCUUCAAAGUUACUAUUUGACUUUGAAAUUAUAUUCAAUGCCGUUUUGAAAUGUUUUGCGUGUGACUGUACGUGUUUUCGUUCAGCUUUUCUAAAAGUUAAUUGAAGUGAACAACUUUUUUUCCCCCUCCAACUGAAAAAGCUGCUCUAGCAUUCCUGUUCCUUGUCAUGGCACGUGUGUAUGAAGUUGUUUCAGAAUUUGGGUGUAAUAAAUCUGCCCAUUUCUUAUGAUUAUACUGUUUGUAAUGUUGUGUUUUAAUUGUAAUGAUUAAAAAUUAUAUUUGAAAGUA